Messenger RNA from Oncorhynchus kisutch (coho salmon), 5631 nucleotides. Its product is annotated as nck-associated protein 5. Lineage: Eukaryota; Metazoa; Chordata; Actinopteri; Salmoniformes; Salmonidae. Bases 524 to 5134 code for a protein of 1536 amino acids. Gene Ontology annotation, cellular component: microtubule plus-end. The record is from RefSeq and is a predicted model, not a curated record. The transcript has 15 exons. Gene Ontology annotation, biological process: microtubule depolymerization; microtubule bundle formation.
GAUAAAGAGAGAGAGAGAUACAUUUUAGUGCACAUGGGGUUAUGGUAUUUUUGCGAGAGCCUUUUCCUUUAAUCUCCGUGGAUAUGAACCUCAAGUGGAUUUUGUUUUCUCAGAUUCCUAGUGGAUUUCCCUGUUAUUCCUCCCUGGAUCUAAACAGCUGUUGAAGUCGUGAAGACCAAACCAUGCCUCCUCUUCAUUGAAACUUCAACAUGGGCCCUUGACUGGGUUCCCUGACUGGAUUUUAUUGUAUCUAUAUUUUACCAAGUGGUCCCAUUGAGAUCAAAAUACUUAUUUUUCAAGGGAGACCUGGCCAUUAAGGAUGGUGCUAUGUUGCACCCCCACUGAUCACCACCACUGCAUGCUCUACAGUGAAGAUUCCUCCAUGUGCUGUCUAUACUGACAUCCCUACUCAUGGAUAGCCACUGGCAGGCCUGAGUGAUCCAUCAGCCUAGCUGGAGAACAAACAACAUCUGGGCGUAGAGAGAGAGAGGAGAGGGACAAGGCUCAGCAGACACAUAGCCAGAUGGUGUCACUCGAACAACACUACUCCAGCAUGGAGGAGAUGGUGAGGACCCUGCUACAGAACCAGGACACACUGGAGGGCCCCAGUGCGGAUCCAUUAGACCUCAUGAAGGCCUACAAGGACAAACUCCUGGAGGAGAUGUGGAAACAGCAGGACAGUCUGGAGGGCCCACUGCCCCCCUUGAAAGAAAGGAGGCCCAACUCUCCAGGAGCCAUCCGUAGGGGACACGGGGAGGACUACGACGAGACCAAUCCCAUUCUAGAGCGUCUGCGGGCCCUUGAGGUGGAGAACUCUGCCUUGACAAAGGAGAACGACAACCAGAGGAAGCAGUAUGAACGCUGUCUGGAUGAGGUGGCUAAUCAGGUGGUUCAAGCUCUCCUCACUCAAAAGGACCUGAAGGAGGAGUGUGUGAAGCUGAGGACACGCGUGUUUGACUUGGAGCAGCAGAACCGCAUACUGAACGUUCUGUUCCAGCAGCGGGUCAAAACAUCCACCGAACCUAUCUCUCAGGAAGUCCAGCGGAAUGGGAAGGCAAGUGUUCCUGCAGGGAGGUGGCCCAGCCUGCUUAGUCUAACCUGUCCACGCAGUAGCUGCAGUGGCAGUGAGGCCUCAUUAUCCAGUGCAUCUACUGAGUACUCCAGUGGCUCACAUACUUGGGCAGAAGGACGUCGCUCCUCCAUGCAGUCUGUGAUAAGCCGGGAGAAGAGGAUGAGCGCAGGGUCAGAGUCCAGCAAUCGGUCUGUCCCAGCAGAGCAGCCCGAUCUAAAUUGGAAGGAGGGCCACAUUCUGAAAGGCCUGAAGAGGCUCCAAAUGCGCAGCCCAGCUCCCAAGGAGACAUCUUCACUCGCCUCCACGUCACAUUUCAAGGACUGCAUGACCUCCAAUGAGGGCAUAUACUCUUUAGGGGUUAAGGGUGGGCCCCACGGGGUAGUGCCUAAAUUGGCAUUGGCAAAGGGAAAUUAUUUUAAGCCAGGAGCAGGAGUCAGUACCUUAAUCUCUGACUCAGACGAUGCAGAGGAUGAAUUGCCUCAAUCACAAGCCAGGGAGUCCUGCGCCCAACCCAUUAAAGAGACUCUCCAUCUGGAAGGAGAGCCUGCGUCUGAAUUGGGAACGGCAGAAGGGGGAAAGAGCUCUACGGUCUACAACUCCCAAGAGGAGCCUGUAAGACUCGUAAUUCCCAGCAACUCCUUCUCACCUAUCAAAGAUGUCUUCUUGCUCGAGGGUCCCACACUGAAGCCUGGACUCAGCCCAACGGAGAGCCCUAACUUUAUGAGUGGACUUCAAAAUAAAAACUGGAUAGAAAAAGACAAGCUAGUAGAAACUACAAGACAUAGUUACAAUUUGAGGUCAGAGAGCGUUAAACAGCCACAAAACAAAGUUACGGUCAAACAUCUAGAGGCACGGGCUAGGGAAGUGAGCCUACCCAUUCAGUAUGCAGCAGCCAGAGCUCUGAGUUGGGUUAGUGAGGCCAGACAGCGCAGUGCUUCCAUGGAUACGAAGCAGUACAGAGAGCCGAGCAGCCAGGGUGGAGUUGAUACCAAGGACUACACCAUUUUGCAGUCCCGACAGAGGAAAACAAAGCCUACGGCUUGCGACUCAGCAAGGAAGGCCUUUAUCCUCCGACACAAGAGUGCAGAUGGAGGUCCAGACCAGGCCAAGCUACACCAGCCCCUACGUCAGAAACUUAUCAAAGUCAAUCAAAGGGCCAAGAACCGCUCAAACCCCCCUGGGCCCAGUGGCCCUCGCACAAAGAUUAACCUCAGCAAGGCACCAGGUCCAGCUAAGGCAUCAGUACAAAUGACUGAGAAAGGUGAGACUGCUAGUGGGGCAAGAACUUCAGGGCCCCUUGAGAAUACAGUACAUGGCUCCCCUUCUUCCUCCCCUCAGAAACUGGUCAAAGUAUUUGAGCCACCUGUGCUGAAUGAUUGCCCCAAGAGCACAUCUAAAGUAUCCCAACCAGUUUCCAAACUCCCAUCAAGAAACGACUGUGGGGUAAAAGGCCCCAACUCCAACAAUUCAGCUUGCUCUCCACUUAAACAGAGGCAGCAAGACCAGCACUCGGAUUCCUCUCGCAGUGAUAUCAGGUCUCCUUCACCUCCACUCCCACCAGGUUGGACCACCUCCCUACUUAUUCGACCUGGUUAUGGCUCCUUACCUCAGGCGCAUAAGCCUGUGGUUAUGCUCCAAACCUCUAGCACAGUAAAGGCAACUGCCCGUAGCACCAAACCUCCGUCAAGUCAUCAGUCAUCUGUUUUACAAAUGCAACCUCUAGCCCCCAACAAAAUGCAAGACACUCAUCAUAUGGCUCCCAAAAUGGGUAUUGAGGUGAAAAAGCCACCAAAAUGGGUCCCUGCCAAAGUCUACCAUCCUUUACCAACUUCGACCACUCUUCAAGAAUCCAAGGAAACAGACUCUUCCCAAUCCUCAAUGAACAGGACUGUGGCACAAGCCUCCCAUCAGGAAAAUAGUGUUCCCUUUGUGUUGCAAAAUCAGGACAGCUCACCUGUGUCCCAGCAAGGCAAUGGUGAGCCACAAAGUACAGAGCUCUUACCUCAGGCCUCAGCGUCUCUACUUUGCCAUGACAUAGUUAGUAUCUCUCAACAUUCUGUGACCAGGGCAGUAAAUGCAUCCCUUCCUGUUGGCUCCAAAACCAAUGAGACAACCCCAAAGCUGGACAACAACUUUGCAGUUAUCACUGCUAUAAAGGGAGUGCAGACUUUUGACACCUUCAACCAGGACACGUACAGACGUCCAAUGAUGCACUGUGUCAAUGCAGCUGUAGCCAAGGCCAAAGCCAGGAGAAAGCUUGAGAGCCACUGUAGCUCACUAGAGGAGGCUGCACUCCCACCAGUGGCAGAGAAUGGUGUAACUUUGGACUGGGGAUUUGAUGAAGAGAGCUGGCUAUUCAAGCGCUCGGUCUCAGUCUCGACCCGACCUCCUCUCCACCCGGUUAUGGGCAUGAAUGGAGCAAAGGCUCGCAGUCAAAGCUUCGGCGCACGCUAUAUGGACAGACCAAACAUCAGCAGGUCUGGAAAUGUCUGUAAUCACAUCAAAACUAACUCAGGAAGCUCUUUGAAUUCUCUUGGUGAUGUAUUCCGGAGUAGUAUGAGUUGCUCCAAUAGCUACAAUUGUCCAAGGAACAAAUCCCACAACAAUUUCAUGAUUGAGGAAGACUUGCCAAUACCUCUGCAUCUGGAGGCCUCCAGUGAUCGAUUUGGUCUCAAACACCAGAGAGUAAACUCAUGUUCACAUCUCCGGACUGAGAAACAGUCUCCUAGCACCUUCUAUGAACGUAUCCAUGGGGAACCAGAGAGACAGUCAAACAUCUCCACCAUCGAGGAGAAGGUCAUGAUGGGAAUUGAGGAGAAUUUGCAGAAAUCUCAGCAGAAGGAGAAGACAACUGAAACUAAGCAGAAAUCCGGUUCACUGUCAAACUGGUUUGGAUUCCGCAAGAGCAAGCUCCCUGCUCUGAUUGGUAAAAAAGGAGAUUCUCCAAGGGGAAAAGAGGAGAGGAAGGAACCUAAGCUUGGAUCUCUCUUGGGUGGGAAGCAGGCAAAGUUCGACAAAAAGAAGGAAAGGAAGAAAAGUGAAGGUCAUCAAAUGGAUGGCUCGGUUGGGAAAAGAGACUCCCAAGAUACAUUGCUCGUCUGCCUUUCGAUGGCCUCCCUGGGAGCCCCAGGUAACAGCAACAUACAAGGACAAACCGCCAUCAGUGGGGACACAAAGACAAAGAUACAGAGGAUGAACCUCAGGACUGAUAAUGACAACAGAGUUGCUUUGAAGAGCCCCAGUGAAGAUCACUUUAUCGGCUCCGGCUGCAAGAUGCGAACGUUGGACAGCGGCAUUGGAACAUUCCCCCUCCUCGGUUCCUCCUCCUUGUUCUCCUCCAUCCUCCACCUCCUUCCCAAGUCCACAUCGGCCCAACACUCCCUCAGUCCUCCCAGUGCUCCCAGUUCCUCUAGUGAGGAGGUGCCACCCUCCCCAUUGCCCCGGUGGAGAGUACCGUCUGGCUCAAAAGACCAUCUCUGCAGCCAACCAGGCCUGGACAACUCCUCGUUAUCCGACACCACUGUGACCCUUGUCCAAUCAGUGCCUUAUCCCACUUUGGCCUUCCUUCAGCCUGUCCAAUCCCUGUCUGAGUCCCUUGUGACCUGUGCCAGUGUGUGUGAUACCCAGAGCAAGCUGCCCAGACUAGCCUCAGGCUCCGGCUGCAAGAUGCGAACGUUGGACAGCGGCAUUGGAACAUUCCCCCUCCUCGAUUCCUCCUCCUUGUUCUCCUCCAUCCUCCACCUCCUUCCCAAGUCCACAUCGGCCCAACACUCCCUCAGUCCUCCCAGUGCUCCCAGUUCCUCUAGUGAGGAGGUGUCACCCUCCCCAUUACCCCGGUGGAGAGUACCGUCUGGCUCAAAAGACCAUCUCUGCAGCCAACCAGGCCUGGACAACUCCUCGUUAUCCGACACCACUGUGACCCUUGUCCAAUCAGUGCCUUAUCCCACUUUGGCCUUCCUUCAGCCUGUCCAAUCCCUGUCUGAGCCCCUUGUGACCUGUGCCAGUGUGUGUGAUACCCAGAGCAAGCUGCCCAGACUAGCCUCAGCAGUUAGAAUGACAUGAUCAUGAAGACUGACAAGGACAACUGCUAAGAAACCAUCAGCAAAUAAAUUCUGGAACAAAAUGAGCAGCAUCGAGGGGAGAGAGAUAGAGAGAGAGGGCAAUCAGCAGGCAUGUAACCUACAGGGAGAUGCAUGAUUACAAUGGCUCAUGGUCAAACAAAAGCACUAUACCUACCUUUAGGAAUAGAACUGCCCGUGAAAACAUGUUAUGUCAACAUAUGAAGGCUAGAAGCCUGAAAGUUGCCCAUUUUCUUCUGAUGAGUUUCUGUCCACAGGACCCGAAGUGUUAAAAUCAGUAAACUAUUGAUUUACAGUCACAGGCAAUUAUAAUCGUCAUUGGACUUGGUUUGCUGUACUUGACACACAUUAGCCUCUUCAGUAGCUUUACCAGUUAGCUCACACUUAGGUACUGUGCUGUAAUUGCUAAUUGCUCCUUAUCUUGUCAACUUAAUUAGACGGAUGGCGUGGGAAGAACGCCACAAUGACCUUCUCUCUUUC